Molecule: messenger RNA, 3045 nt
Organism: Salvelinus namaycush (lake trout)
Lineage: Eukaryota; Metazoa; Chordata; Actinopteri; Salmoniformes; Salmonidae
Product: E3 ubiquitin-protein ligase TRIM39-like
Exons: 7
Coding region: 605-2266 (553 amino acids)
Molecular function (GO): zinc ion binding; protein binding
Source: RefSeq, a predicted model, not a curated record
GUGGAUAAGUAUAGUUUCAAGGAAGAGGUUAUGACUUCACACCGAGGCAAGAAUUAAGGAGAGAGAAACUCUUCAAUACAGUUAUUUCCUAUUGACUCUAACCUAAAACGUUGGGUUGGCUGUCACAGUACACUGGUUUCCUGCUCUGAGUAUGGGCCAUGAUGACUCUUUGUACUUUGACCGCUGAUGUUUUUCACAGGCAGCUGAUAAGGCACCAGGGCUGUAUUCACUAAGAAUCAAACAGGUCGAAACGGGGAGGGACUAACCUGAACUUUUCCAAUAAGAAACGCUAGAUUUCAUAGAAAAAAUGUUCUGCUAUGGUGGGCACUAAUGAAUACACCCCAGGGCUGAGUUUUAAGGUCAUGGUUUGUCGUGAAAGCAACCGCAUGCAGGGAGCUACAGUAUAAGUUUGAGUUAACUGUUUGAUUUACUUUCUCUGAAGCAUAGUGUUUUACAUAGGAUUAUAAUACUUUUGAGAUCUUUUAUUAUGUUCAAAUUAGGGAGUAUUUGAUUCCAUUUACAGCUGAAAUGCAUUUGAAAGACUGCUUUAUUUUGGGCUGCCUUUCUGAAACGGUGUUCGAUCCUAUCUGUUCUAUCUGAAGACAUGGCUUCUUCCGGCGAUAUAUUAUCUGAAGAGCAGUUCCAGUGCUCUAUCUGUCUGGAUGUCUUCACUGAGCCAGUCUCCAUCCCAUGUGGCCACAGUUUCUGCAUGGCCUGUAUAAAGAGACACUGGGAUAGCAGUGAUGUCUGCCAUUGUCCCAAAUGUAAGAGGGUGUUUGCAGGAUGCCCUGAUCUCCUCGAGAACUCAUUUGCUAAAGACAUUUCAGAAAAGAUCAGGGCGAACAGACGGAACGGAAUCAAGCAAUCUGAUGCCAAAUCUGGAGGCGUGCACUGUGAUGUCUGCGUGGGGAGAAAGCUCAAGGCCCUGAAGUCCUGCCUGGUGUGCCUGACUUCUUACUGCGAGACUCACCUGGAGCCUCAUCAGAGAGUGGCGACUCUGAAGAGACACAAGCUGGUGGACCCUGUGGAGAACCUGGAGGACAGGAUGUGUAAGAAGCACGAGAGACUCCUGGAGCUGUUCUGUAGGAGUGACCAGAGAUGUGUGUGUGUGCUCUGCACGGAGACGGACCACAGGGCUCACGACACCGUUCCAGCAGAGAGAGAGAGUACGGCCAAGAAGGCUCAGAUGAAGAAGACUGAGGCAGCGGUGCAGCAGAUGAUCCAGGCCAGAUUGAAGAAGUUGGAUGAGAUCAAAAACUCAGUCAAACUUAGCAGAAUAAAUUCAAAGAAAGAGAUAGAGGAUGGAGUGCAGGUCUUCACCGCUCUGGUGCGCUCCAUCGAGAGAAGCCAGGCUGAGCUCAUCGAGUUGAUCGAGGAGAAACAGUCAGCAGCAGAGAGGCGAGCUGAAGGGCUCGUCAAAGAGCUGGAGCAGGAAAUCACUGAGCUACAGAGGAGAAGCACUGAGCUGGAGCAGCUCUCACUCACUGAGGACCACCUCCACCUCCUAAAGAUUUUUCCAUCCCUGUGCACCCCUCCACCCACCAAGGACUGGUCUGAGAUCAGUGUUCACUCUGACCUGUGUUUGGGGAAUGUGAGGAGAGCUGUAUCUCUUCUGGAGGAGGUAGUGGAGACAGCAAAAAACAAACUGUCAAUUAAAGAGCAUGAAAAGAUACAGCUGUGUGCAGUUGACGUAUCCCUGGACCCGAGCACUGCCAACCCCUGGCUGGUCAUGUCUGAGGAUGGUAAGCAGGUCUGGGACGGGGACACGGAGCCGAGCCUCCUGAACGGUCCUCAACGAUUCGACACGGCACCCUGUGUCCUUGCCAAGGACGGCUUUGCCACCGGGAGGCACUACUGGGAGGUCGAGGUCGGAGACAAGACGGCUUGGGACCUGGGUGUGGCCAAGGAGUCCAUCAACAGGAAGGGCAUGGUCACACUGAGCCCUGAGGACGGCUAUUGGACGAUAUGUUUGAGGAGAGGAAGUGAGUACAGAGCAUGUGAGGGACAGUCGGUGUUGCUCCACUUCAGAGAGAAACCAUGGAAGGUUGGGGUGUUUGUGGAUUACGAGGAGGGGAAGGUGUCGUUUUAUAAUGUAACGGACAGGUCUCAUAUUUAUUCGUUCACGGGCUACCAGUUCACUGAGAGGGUGUUACCUUUGCUCAACCCAGAUAUGCGUGACAGCGGGAACAACAUAUCACCGCUCAUUAUAUGUCCUGUUGGUGUUUUCACCAGAGGCGGUAGUUUGGAUGAUGACAUAACAAUAUGAAAUGUACUUUGCCAUGGACAAUACAUUUCAUUUGAAAGUGUCCUAAAGAGGAAAACAGGAAACAAAAUGGACUUAAAUUGCCAUGGACUUAAAUUGAUAAAUGGGUUAAGAAAGAUUCAGUAAGAUUCACUCCAUUUAAUUUAGUUGAAUUAAAUGAAAUUAUGAAUGCUCUUUUAAAUGCAGAUAUGUUGUGUUUUAUUUAUAUUUUAUGUAAUUGUCUGAGAAGAAGACAGAAGUUAAUGCAACUAUCCAAACCAAUCUUUAUUAGCUCAUGUCAUGUUUUUUUUUUUUUACAAUUUGAAUGAAUGCAACAGUUGUACAAUAGAUGAAGAUAUUCCAAACUUUUCAAAUCCAUCGUAUACUGACUGAAUAAAACAUUGUUCUGGCACGGAUAAAUCAUUUAUAGAUUUGGGGUAUUUAGGUUGGAAUUCAGGUAUUCAAUGUACUGUAAAAUGUACCCUUAAAAAAUAUACGUUGUGAAAAAUACAUCUAUAUGUGCCUCAUUUGCAUACUGUAUAUACACUAGAUGUAUUUGCAUACAUUAAUAAAUUAAUAUAAAGGGGUGGAACAGGGCUACAACCACCAAAAAAUGUAUCUGUCUCGGACUACCUGAGCUGUCUAGACUGCCUCAUUAAUACUGUUGUUGUAACAUUUUAUUACAUAAUUCAACAAGUGUGUCAAGAGAAGGAUGAUGUAGUAACCAAAAAAGUGUUAAACUAAUCAAAAUUGGUAAAAGACCAAGUCCAUAUUACGGCGAGAGCAGCUCAAAUAAGCAAAGA